GUGAAAGUCUCUUUUAAAUCCAUGUUUCAAUUUUGAAGUAAAUUAGAGUAAAGUAUGUUGUCUAAGCUUCAUCUAGAGGUAGUGUAAAAAAACGCUAAGUAUUAGUAGUUGUUAGGCGGUGAUUGUCGAAUAGUUUCGAGGAACUGGAGCUGAAUCAACAUCAUCAGCUGUGUGUGUUUUUUGUUCUCUAUUCCAAUAUAGAUGUGUGCGAGUUAAAGCAGCAGGAUUUACUGUGUCAUGUGUCAGUGUGCUAACUGUGAAUGGAUUAGAUCGAAAUGAAUCAGUGCACUUAACAACACACAACCAGUUGACACUCAAUCAGAGCGCUCAUCUCGCUCAUCUCCAUUCCGAUAAUAUCCAUCCUCCUCCAGUCGUCGUCCCAAUUAAACGAGAGAACAUCUGGAAUAGAGCAAAGAGGGCUGUUUUUUAAAAGAGAAGUGACGAUGUCGUCGACGCUAUGGAAAGUGCUGACGAGGAGGAAGUUCCUGGACCAGGCCAGGGUGGAGCAGUCGAGCCUCGCCAGAGUUUUGAACACGUUCGAUCUGACCGCCCUGGGUGUCGGCAGCACCCUCGGCGUGGGCAUGUACGUUCUGGUUGGAAAGGUCGCCAAGGAGACGGCAGGACCUGCGGUGAUACUCUCGUUCCUGAUCGCAGCAAUCGCCUCAGCGUUUGCAGGUGUCUGCUACGCCGAAUUCGGUGCCAGAACGCCGAGGGCUGGAAGCGCCUACAUCUACAGUUACGUGUGCGUCGGCGAGUUCGUGGCGUUCGUCAUCGGCUGGAACCUGAUCCUGGAAUACAUAAUCGGUUCGGCGAGCGUUGCCAGGGGGAUGAGUCUGUACAUAGAUUCUCUCGUCAACAACACGAUCAAGGACGCUUUCACGGAAAUCGCCCCGAUAAACGUCAGUUUCCUCUCGCCGUACUUCGAUUUCCUCGCCUUCUCGAUCGCGCUGAUACUCUCAAUCGGUCUCGCCUUCGGCAUGAAGGAGAGCAGCAAAGCGAACAACUGCUUCACCGUUCUGAACGUUCUCGUCGUUCUGUUCGUGAUCAUCGCCGGAUCUUUUAAAGCUGAUCCCAAGAACUGGAGUCUCCCGCCAAACAACUCGACGGAUCCCGAGGACGCCGGUGGAUUCUUUCCUUUCGGUGUGAGCGGAAUGAUCAAGGGUGCCGCGACCUGUUUCUAUGGUUUCGUGGGCUUCGAUUGCAUUGCCACCACCGGGGAGGAAGUGAAAAAUCCCCAGAAAGCCAUACCCUUCGCCAUCAUCACCUCUCUGGCAAUCGUCUUCAUCGCGUACUUUGCUACAUCGACGGUCAUCACCCUAAUGGUUCCCUAUUACCUUCAGGAUGUAAACUCUCCUAUUCCGUGCGCGUUCGCCGAGUUCGGAUGGGAUGCGGCGAAAUGGAUUGUGACGAUCGGUGGAAUCUUUGCGCUUUUGGCCAGUUUGUUUGGUGCCAUGUUUCCGUUGCCAAGGAUAAUUUACGCCAUGGCAUCGGAUGGCUUGAUCUUUAAAUUUCUGGGCAAAGUCAGCGAGAGAUUCUCCACACCGGUGACAGGGACUCUCCUCGCCGGUCUCUUAACAGGAACCAUGGCUGCUUUAUUUGAACAGGGACAGCUUGUAGACAUGAUGUCGAUCGGGACACUGCUAGCGUACACUAUCGUCGCAGCCUGUGUGCUGCUCCUCCGAUAUUCUGUAGACGAGGCCAAUUAUACGCUGGUUCGAGCUGACUCGGACUCCUCCGUGACUUCAUACACGGAGGAUAUUAGCGAUCCCAAUCUUCCAGUAACUUUCGCGAGUAUCGCCAAGCAGAUGUUCAAUUGCACUGGGCGAAGGGAUCAGCCGACCAAAGUCUCCGAGAAACUCGUCUCUAUAUUGGUCGUUUUCUUCUGUGUAUUGUGCGUGCUGCUGGGACUGUGCUUCAUGUACUUGUUGGAAGAAAUCUCGCACGGUGUGGCGUACGCUAUAGUUCUUCCGGCUGUGAUUGGUUGCUUGAUGAUCAUCACGUUGAUGAUGAUCGGGUCUCAACCGACGUCGAAGAGGACGUUAACUUUUAAGGUGCCUCUGGUGCCGGUGAUACCAGCUAUUAGUAUAUUGGUGAACGUUUAUUUGAUGUUAUCCUUGGACUCGAGCACUUGGAUCCGGUUCGGCGUUUGGAUGGGAAUCGGCUUGCCUCUUUACCUCUAUUCAGCACUCUCUUACGAAAAGGCCAAUCCUAACACAAAGCCGCCGAAAGCUUACUAUUUUAACUUUGCCUACGUGCAUGAGGGUAGUAACUGCGAUCUGAAGACUCACAAUAAUAACAUCAUCAACAACAACAACAAUAACAACAACAACAAUGACGGCGACGAAGAGGUGAAGAAGUCGAAGAAGAAAAGCAAUGGGUUGGAGGGAGGAGGCUUGGCGAAUGGAGGAGGGAACACGAUCAAUCAGGUGAUGGCCAAUCUGGAUAAGAUCCUCGAGGAUCAGGAGGAGGCGUCCGGCUGGCGAGACGAGGCAUCGCAGAAGAGCGUUGUAGCACUGGUCCACAGAGAAGAUGAGGUUGAAAUUCCCGCAGUCGAAUUAUCAGUUUCCUCCCGUAUGGAGGAGGUGAAUUUGGAUCAUAGCGGCGUGGCAGAAGUCGUGGACGAGUUGAGGCGGAUCGUCCAGAUGGAGGAGGAGAAGAUGAUUUCGGAGGCGGCCAAUGAUACGGUCAUAGAGGUAAUAGAAGAUCCCUUCGAUUCGGACGUCGAUCAGCAGCUGGAGGUGGUCGAGUUCAAGAACGUGGGGAUCGGAAGCGAAAGCAAUACGCAUGAUAUUACUGUUAAUUAUACGGACAACGAAAGAACGACGCCUCCACCGCCACCGCCGAUGGCGGAUUUCGAGAAAUUCAUCUUGAGUAGUGGUGAUAAUAGUAUGGUGGAAGUUGUUGUUGGAGGAGCAGCAGCAUCACCUCCGCCUCCUCCGCCGCCGAUCACGGGGAUGGCGAAAUUCAUGAUACCCAGAGUGAAUUCGAACGCGAGGAAGAAGCUGAAACCGGUCAUUCCAUCGCCCGAUUACAAGAGCACAUUGAGGAAGAAACCGUUCGACGACGUGGAGGACGUCGACGGAAUCAUAGAGUUCGGCAGCAAGCAGCACGACAAGAUCAAGGAGAAGCUGAUGGAUAUAAUCAAGAACAAGGUGACCGGACUGCCUCCUCCGCAGAAGCUGACGAGGAGCGAUUCGUCCGCGACGCAGCCGCCUCUCAUUCCGAAGAAACCCAUAAUGGAUAAACUCAUCUCGGAAAUACCGCGCGUGUCGAACGCCGGGGAACCGAAGACGAUGGCCGUAAAUGAAAGCAAAGAUGAUGACGGUGACAACGAUAACGAUGUGUCGAGAGAGGAUUUCAAGAAGAAGCUGAACAAUCUGUUCGGCACUGUUAACAGGACCGAAAGAUCGAAGGUGACGGCUUCUUCUUCUGACAGCCUCAGGAACAAGACGUUUCCGAGUCACCGUCGCGAUUCUGCCGAUCACCAGGAGAACCACAGGCAGUUGAUGAAGGGCGCCUUCAGCAGUAUUAUAUCUCGAGCGGCGGAAAAGCCCGAAGACGACGACGACGAUGACCGACCAAUCACAACCACCACCAACCCACCAAAUUAAUAUUAUUACUAAACGAGAGUCGAUUACGCUUCAACAACAACCUUUACAAUGUUAUUAUUAUUAUUUUUGUUGGAUGUUGUUAUUAUCUCAUACUAUUUUUUUUUUUAUUUUUUUUUAAAAACUAAUUUCUACUCAAAUCCUAAAAUGAUAUUAGUAAAAUGUAAAUUGUAAUCGCAGAACGUUAUUUCAGGUUUUUCCAUAUACGGACUGUACGGUCUUCCAAAUAGUUAUAGAGAUUAUGAGAGAUUAGAUUAAUGUUAAUUGAAAAAUAUCAUAACGUGUGCCGUGUGUG
Messenger RNA from Nicrophorus vespilloides, 3903 nucleotides. Its product is annotated as high affinity cationic amino acid transporter 1-like. The transcript is spliced from 14 exons. Gene Ontology annotation, molecular function: amino acid transmembrane transporter activity. Gene Ontology annotation, cellular component: plasma membrane. Gene Ontology annotation, biological process: transmembrane transport; amino acid transport. The record is from RefSeq and is a predicted model, not a curated record. Lineage: Eukaryota; Metazoa; Arthropoda; Insecta; Coleoptera; Silphidae. Bases 444 to 3611 code for a protein of 1055 amino acids.